Molecule: messenger RNA, 411 nt
Organism: Pediculus humanus corporis (human body louse)
Lineage: Eukaryota; Metazoa; Arthropoda; Insecta; Psocodea; Pediculidae
Exons: 2
Coding region: 1-411 (136 amino acids)
Source: RefSeq, a predicted model, not a curated record
AUGGAUUUUAUUCCUUUGACAAAUGUUAAGGAAAAAAACACUAAAAAUGAAAAUGAAACAGAUUCUGAUAUUUGUGAUGAAAACAAUAGCAAUGAUGGAAAUUUAAAUGAUAAUAAUACUACUGAUGGUAUCGAUGAUACUCAUGGUGUACCUGAUAAAGGAAAAUCUUCAAAACAAUUAAAAUAUGAAGAAAAAAUGAAAAAUCGUUUGUUUGUCAAAAUGAAAAAACCCAUUUAUUCAGAGAAUCAAAUUAAAGAACUUCAUCCUGAUAUAAAACAAGUAAUUUUUCCAAGAAAAAAAAGAUCAAAACCCAAUUCUUACAGUAGAGUUCAGUUGAAACGUGGAAAAAUAAGGCAAAAGAAUGAGCGUAAAGCUAAUGCGACACAAAAAUUAUUAAAUUUAUGGACAUAA